This is a messenger RNA of Mastomys coucha (southern multimammate mouse), 1407 nucleotides long. Its product is annotated as probable low-specificity L-threonine aldolase 1. NCBI's taxonomy places the organism in Eukaryota, Metazoa, Chordata, Mammalia, Rodentia, Muridae. The transcript is spliced from 7 exons. Gene Ontology annotation, biological process: L-threonine catabolic process; glycine biosynthetic process. The record is from RefSeq and is a predicted model, not a curated record. Gene Ontology annotation, molecular function: L-allo-threonine aldolase activity. Gene Ontology annotation, cellular component: cytosol. Bases 90 to 1265 code for a protein of 391 amino acids.
GUCAGAAGAGUCCAGCUACACGGGUUCCCUGUUGGCACGGAAGAGGCUGUGCUCCGGUCCUGCGGGCUAGGGAGACAGGUGCCACAGCCAUGCUACGCAGCCUGGCCCGGGCCGCGGUCCCGGGGCUCAGGGUGCCCUGGGCUCAGUGGUCUAGGAAUUGGGCGGGGGUCCCAGCCCACGUGGUAGACCUGCGCAGCGACACGGUGACCCGGCCAGGGCCAGCCAUGAGGCGCGCUAUGGCCGAAGCGGUUGUAGGAGACGAUGAUUACGGCGAAGACCCUACAGUCCACGAACUGCAGGAAACGGCUGCAAAAAUGCUCGGGGUGGAGAGGACUCUGUUUGUGCCCACCAACACCAUGGCCAACCUCAUCUCUGUGAUGGGUCAUUGCCGGCGCCGGGGUUCCCAGGUCCUCCUUGGGCAGGAGUGCCACCUCCACGUCUAUGAGCAGGGCGGGGUGGCUCAGAUCGCUGGGGUGCAUUCUCACCCCCUCCCCGACCUGCCCCACGGCACCUUGGACCUGAAUGAACUAGAGAGAGCACUCACUCGGGGCUCUGGGAGCUCCUACCAUCCAGUCUGCGAGCUCGUGUGCCUGGAGAACACGCACAGCAGCGCAGGAGGCCGGGUCCUCCCCAUCGACUACCUCCGCCAGGUGCGUCUCCUGGCCCAUGCCCACGGAGCAAAAGUCCACAUGGAUGGAGCUCGGUUGAUGAAUGCAGCUGUGGCUCUGCGCGUGCCCCCCGCCCGCCUCUUAGAGCAUUGUGACUCUGUGUCCUUCUGUUUCUCGAAGGGCCUAGGUGCACCAGUGGGAGCUCUGGUUGGGGGAUCCAAGGACCUCAUUGAAGAAGCGUGGCGCCUUCGCAAGGCCCUGGGUGGAGGCAUGCGCCAGGCUGGAGUGCUGGCUGCGGCUGCCCUGGUGGGACUGGCUGAGGCAGAGGAAGUGCUGCUAAGGGACCAUGAGAAUGCCCAGAGAUUCGCUAAAGGACUCCAAGACCUGGCGUCACCCAUUUGCUCUGUGGAUCCUGCCACCGUGGAGACCAACAUGGUGCUGGUGCGGGUGGCCGGGCUGCCUCCCUCAGAGCUGUGCCAGCGCCUCCAGGCUGUGAGUGCUGAGGAGGUGGCUCGGACUGGCCGUGCCGUGCGAGUGCUGCUGUUUCCCUGGACAGAGCGGUCUGUGCGGACCAUGUGGCACCGAGAUGUGUCUGCUCAGGACACAGAACUGGCACUGAGGAAGUGGGAGUUUGUGCUGAGACAGUUGACGCCCUGAGGCCAAGGGACUGGGGACCCCUGCUACGACUGAAGUGGGCCGUGAGCUGCCUCAAGCUGUUAGCCUAGUGAAGGUUCGUCCUCUCACAGCACCCAGCCUCUGGACUGCUCUCACAGCACCCAGCCUCUGGACUGCUCUCACA